This is a messenger RNA of Capsella rubella, 894 nucleotides long. RefSeq lists its product as uncharacterized. The record is from RefSeq and is a predicted model, not a curated record. The coding region runs from base 1 to 894 and encodes 297 amino acids. NCBI's taxonomy places the organism in Eukaryota, Viridiplantae, Streptophyta, Magnoliopsida, Brassicales, Brassicaceae. The transcript has 5 exons.
AUGGAGGGGGAGACAGUUGAAUUCAAGAUGGAUGUUUCUGAUGAAAGCAUCAAAAGGGAAGCUAUGAGAGUUGUCUGGAUGGAUUCAGGAGUUACUUUCGCAGACAUCAAUGAGAAAGGUAAAGUGAAGGUGAAGGGAAGAUUUGAUAAGAUGGAAAUGGGGAGAAAACUACAAAAGAUUGAUAGUUCUGUUGACAUAAUCAAUCCAAUGGGAAAACCGGGGCAAAGUCGUAUUCCCGGUUUAAGUACAGCCUACAGUUAUCUCACCACUCCAACAAUGCAGGAGAUACUUGUAUUCAAGUUUAAAGUUCUUAAUUUCCACAUCAUACCGGAUGUUAUGGAAGUUAUAUGGGAGUUUUCAGGUGUUACUUCCGUAGAGGUCAAGGGAGAUGACCAAGUAGAGGUAAAUGGAGGAGACUUUAAUAAAAUUGCAAUGGCGGCGAAACUAAAGGGCAUAGAUGAAAAUGUUAGCGUUAGCAUCAAGGCUGGACCAGAUGUACCGGCACCCAAUUUUGGAACCUCACAUGGACAAAGUACAAUUUCUAAGAUCAGCAAUGCUCUAUCAUCUAUCCGUUUGCCUUCCCUUGCAUCUCUGCGUGUGCCACCGCCUCCGCCUCCACCUCCAUCUGAGCCUAUGUAUGCACGUGGUCGUGGAAGAAGUUUUGACCAUGAUCAUAUUAAACCAUAUCAGCGGCCAAUACUUGAUCGUGUACGUGACUUUGUGUACAAUCCAAACGCGAAUAAGCCCUUGCACCAUGCAGUGAACAUUGGCCGGGAGCCGCGGCGACCUCAAAAGGAAAAAUGCGUCCUUGAAAUACCUAAACCACAGUCUGCCACUGCCGGUACCUCAAAUUCGAGUACAACAAUAAAAGGUACAAACACAGAACCUAGCUAG